AUGACCACAACCACUCUCGAUCUCAAGACAAAAGAAAUGGAGGUUCACUCCUCGGCCUUCUCUAUGAGAUCCAGCAGUACCCUAAGCACACUCGUCGAGAGUCCAUCCUCUUUCUGCCCCUCACGCAUUUUAACCAUUAAUGCGCAAGGGAUCAGCGCUUUUCGUCUCCCACUGCCAUCUCGCCAAACCGAGAUCUUUAUCUACAAUCCAGACGGCACCGAGGCCUACAUCUCCACACGUGACAAGCUUUGCUCAGGGAAUGCGACUCUGUCCCACCCAAAGCGUGGAAGUCUUAUCCGAACCGAAUACUUCUUCGGUCCGAACCGUGAUCCCGUUGUGCACCUGCUUCAACCUCCCAGUAACGUUCCCGAGGAAGUGACCGUUGCGGGGAAAUGGACAUCCCGCACAAUGCGCUUCGGUAUGCCUGGAGGUAAACGGUUUGAAUGGGGAUAUGCCAAGGGGAAAAGGGUAGAUGGGCAGAAAGUCAAUUUGAUUGUUUUCCGUGCAGUGGAGGAAGAGAAAGGCAAGAGUAAAGAGACUCCGGACCAGAGGAUUGCACAGUUAGUUCGCGGAGAGGAUACUCGGACACCCGGCACGUCGCGAUCUUCUGCGGGCAACGGGGGUGAAUUGCAGAUUGAUGAAGCUGCGUUGCAGUUCCUGGAACUGGACGAGGCCAUUAUUGUUGCGACGUGUUUGAUGAUGUUGAAGAAGGAAAUUGACCGACGUAGGAUGAUUCAAUUGGCAAUUAUCGGGGGAGCUGGUAGUUGA
Penicillium hordei is the source of this 768-nucleotide messenger RNA. RefSeq lists its product as uncharacterized. The transcript has a single exon. The record is from RefSeq and is a predicted model, not a curated record. Lineage: Eukaryota; Fungi; Ascomycota; Eurotiomycetes; Eurotiales; Aspergillaceae. Bases 1 to 768 code for a protein of 255 amino acids.